AUGUAUCUACGAGGGUGCACUCAAGCUCUGUUGGCAGCCGGCCUGCUGCUCACCACCCCGGUCGGCUCCGUCAACGUAGACAAAGACGGUACAUGGGUGGUUGGAAUCAUCGAUGGCGACAAAUGGCAAGUCAGAGACGACAGACAGCCAUCUCUCUACACUGCCGACUAUGGCGACUGCCUAGGCAAGAGCGCCAUCAACGUUACACGGUUCGACGCAGCCUACUACAAAGACAACAUGACCAUCAUCUUUCACCUGGAAGGCGAGACUGGGCUCCGAAGAGAAGACAUUAUGAUGAAUAUCGGCGUUUAUGCGUACGGCGAGAGUCGAUUCGACCUGACCUUCAACCCCUGCGACGCCAACAUACUCAGCGCUUGCCCCGUCAAAGCCGGCGUUCCCAUCGAGGCGGCGGGCAUCAUACCGAUCAAUCAAGACGACGUCGCAGGGAUCCCGGAGAUUGCGUUGAGCAUUCCCGACUUCGAAGGCCAGGCCAUCCUGCGACUGUUCUCCAACUCCACACAGAACGAGGCUCCCUUGCUAUGCUUUGCCAACGCGAUCGGCUGUUUCGCGGCCCAGAUCACCAACGGCUUCACAUUCCAGCAGAAGAGCUCAGUGGGCACAACGCUAGGGCUAUUCACUCUCAUAGCCGUCGUUUCCUCCUUCGCUACAGCCGCCUACGGAUCCAACAUCGUCGACAUGCGCAAGCAUUACGCCCACUCGCUGUCAGUGUCUGUGGUCUUCGCGGUAUGGCACCACAUCUUCUACAGCGGGGCGUUAUCAGUGAACUGGCCGAGCGUCCUCGUGGCCUUCUGGAGCAACUAUGCCUGGGCUGGGGGUAUGAUCUACUCCGAGUCAAUGCAGAACACGAUCAACGAUUUUAUCGGCUCGAACAAAGGAAAUACAUCGCAUGUCGGCGCCGCAGGUACGGGCGAAAGCAAUCCUCAUCUUGGAGGAGGGGUCGACAUCCACCAAAUAUACAAACGAGACGCUAUUCCUCAAGAUCUGAAGUUCCAAGCUGCCCUAGCCAAGCGCCAUCUCGUCGAUGUGAAUAGCGGAUUCAAAUAUUACGGGCUGCCCGUAAAGCCUGGACUGCCACUUCCGGGCAACUAUUCUGGAUUUGCUGGUACCCUUGCGACGGAACACAUUCCGGCAAGCAACGCAUUCAUGACCGGACUGCUCUGGUUCUUAAUCUUGAUCGCAUGUGGUGUUGUCUCUGUACUCUCCCUGAAAGCUGUCCUCGAAGGCUUGGGUAGCAUACGCGUUGUCAAAAAGGACCGCCUCGCCUUUUUCCGAAGCCAUUACCUUGCCUUUGCUCUGUCGACCAUCCUGCGGACAAUCUUCAUCGGAUUUUACAUGCUGACAUUCCUGGCCAUGUUCCAGUUCUCCUACCUCGCUCUUUCCGGUCCUGUUGCAGUCGCUUGUGCUGCCUUCUUCGUCGUAGUAUUUGGCAUAGGCAGCAUCGCCGCCUACGCUUGUUUCUCCAGACUUCGAAUUGGCAAGUAUGCCUCUGAGCCCGACCGGCUGAACAUAGCCAAACGAAGACUACACAAGAUCAUUCCGUGGUUUAGUAUUUCCAGAAAUAGCAAGAUUCCGCGCUCCGAAGACGAGGUCUACAUCGGUUCAGUUCCUUGGUGGACAAUACAUGCCACGGCAGAUACCACAUCAAUCCAUGAUGACGAGCAGUACACGACAAGAUUUGGCUGGCUCGCCUCCCGCUAUAGGAAAACUCGUUGGUGGUUCUUCGUCAUUUGGCUGUUCUACGAAUUCGUUCGAGCAUGCUUCCUUGCCGGCGCAUCUACCCAGCCCUUCGUCCAGGUAUUCGGUCUACUUGCCGUUGAGAUUGUUGCCUUCAUCGCCUUCAUCAUUCUUCGACCAUUCGAAGGACAGCGCCUGAACGUUUUGGCCGUGUAUCUUCUCGGCUUGAGCAAGAUUACUACUACAGGUCUUUCAGCAGCCUUUGAUACACGGUUUGGUGUCGCUCGUAUCCCUACAACCGUUAUUGGCAUCAUCAUAAUCGUCAUCCAAGGUCUCCUGACAGUGGCCGUGAUGAUUUUGAUCCUGAUCGGCGCUGUCUCAAGCUACCUGUCCAUGUUGCGGAACCGCGAACAAAUGGCGCCGUUGAGCUGGAACCCAAUGCGUGAGAAGUACUUUGCGCAUAUCGAUUUCGCAGUGCAAGACAUUCCGCGACCACGUGCGGUGUCGAUUAACUCGAUGCCAGAGUUGCCGAAGACACCGUACUUUGAAGUAAGACAUGUGAAGCGGAUAGCCAAGGUUGAGGACGAGGAUGACGAGUUCAUGCGAGAGAUGGACAGCGAUCAUGCGACGUCCGAACUCUUGCUACCUGAGCAAAGUCACGAUACUCCCACAGACCGGCCCACCCAACGGCACAGGAGUGCAACUCUCCAGUCGCAAGCAUCUUACUCAAGUCUACCCAAAGCGGCUCGCCUGUAUCGCCCCAACUGGAGCAGACACGGGUACAGCGAUUCGAUGAGUCCCGGACGCCACAGGGCUUUGAGCGAAGCUCAUAUGAAGACUCCCAAGCAAAGUCAUGAGACGAUCGAUACCUCUUUCUUCUUCGGCGCUCUCGGACGCAGGCAAUGUCGCCACCCCGGAUAA
Alternaria triticimaculans is the source of this 2616-nucleotide messenger RNA. RefSeq lists its product as uncharacterized. NCBI's taxonomy places the organism in Eukaryota, Fungi, Ascomycota, Dothideomycetes, Pleosporales, Pleosporaceae. Bases 1 to 2616 code for a protein of 871 amino acids. The transcript is spliced from 4 exons. Gene Ontology annotation, biological process: transmembrane transport; fungal-type cell wall biogenesis. The record is from RefSeq and is a predicted model, not a curated record.